UGACAUUUUCUACAGAAAAAACACUUGGAGAAAAUAAGGAAGAUUAAUGCAAUGCCUGUAAUUCAAUGCUGUUAAAGUUUAAUGGGUUUUAUUUCAGGCGCCCUGUUCAGUGUUGCUAGCACCCAAAGCCAUCAGUACUACUUUGUGAACACGUUGCUAACAUGGACAGAAGCUCAGAGCGUCUGCAGACGGGACUUCACUGAUCUGGCCACCAUUGAAAGCACAGCUGAUGUUGAUGACUUUCUAAAUACCACCUCCGGUUAUACAGGCAAGGCAUGGAUCGGUCUCUACGACGACACAAUAAACAGCUGGAAAUGGUCCCUAAAUGACAGCAGCUUCUAUGGUCCUGGAGAAAAUUCAUUUAGGAACUGGCAUCCUGGCCAACCCGACGAUUAUUAUGGACAACAGCAUUGUGUCAGGUUUUAUGGUUCUAGUGUUAACUCAUUGGGCCAAUGGGAUGACGAUGAGUGCAUGGGAACAAGGCAGUUCGUGUGCUAUAAUGGUACAGUAGGUGGAUCACCAUCCUAUGUUUUGAGUAACAUUUCAUUAACCUGGACAGAAGCUCAGAAAUUCUGCCGUCAGAAUUAUGUUGACCUGGCCAGUGUACGAAAUCAGGCAGAAAAUGAAAUCAUCAGAACCCUAGUAGGUGCCAACAUUGUUUGGAUUGGACUGUAUCGGGAAAAGCUGUGGUCUGAUGGCAGCACCUCUCUGUUUCGAUACUGGGCAAAUGGCAAGCCCAAUGGACCAUCUGGUGAACAGUGUGUUGCUGGAUCAUUUAGUGACUCUGGAAGAUGGUCGGAUGAAAGUUGCACCCUGAGUUUGCCAUUCGUCUGCUUCAAACCAAUUCCAUCAAAUGCAAAAGGUUUUACAACUUCAGCUCAGGAUGAGAGCAGCAUCACUAUGCAGUGGAACAAGAUCAACAACAGCACCAGUUUUGUUCUCCUGUAUAAUGGAUCAGAGACAUUCAUCAGAGCCCCAGAUGGAGAUGGGCCAGUGAACUACACAGUCUCAUCUCUCACUCCUACAACAAACUACACAUUCACUCUCUUCUCUGUUCUUGACAACGUCAGGAGCAGUGGCAUCAAAAUUACUGCAGCUACUGCUCCUCAAAAUGCAGAAGGAUUUACAAAGUCGGGACAAUAUAAGAGCAGCAUCACCCUGCAGUGGAAUAAAAUCAACAUCAACACCAGCUUUGUUCUCCAGUUUAACGGCACAGAGACAUUAAUCAGAGCACCAGAUGGAGAUGGACCAGUGAACCACACAGUCUCUUUUCUCACUGCUGGAACCAAAUACACAUUCACUCUCUACUCUGUGUUUGAGAACGUCAGAAGCAGUGGAGUACAACUUGUAGCUUUCCUUGAACCACGUUAUGUCUCUAGAAUGAAAGUACAAUUAACUUCUCAAAGAAAACUGUCAGAAUCAGAGAUGGAAGAGGUUUUAGCAGAGUACCUCAAAGAAAAUGGUUUAUCACAGUUUUCCAUGAAAAUUCGCAUCAUCAAACCAUAAGAGACGAAGAAAGUCAAGGACGACGUCUUGGAUCAGCCCAGUUGCAAUGAUGAAUAUUUACUUCUGCCUGUUCUCUUAAAUUGUAUAUAUUGUUUUCAGCAACAUUUAUUUUACUUGGACAACUUUUUAUAAGAGAUUGUUUAAAUAAUAUAUCAUUGGUGAAUCUAUUUCUGUCUCACUAGUGGUUCAGGUGUCUGACUUUUUGUUUACCAGAUUCAGUUCAGUUAAUCAGGAUUGCUGUAAUGAUUUUUGUAUAAAUAUAUUGUGUUGGAUUGUUAUUGAGCUUAAUGAUGGUAGUAAUUUUUGUGUCUUUGAAGGCAACGU
Molecule: messenger RNA, 1830 nt
Organism: Poecilia reticulata (guppy)
Lineage: Eukaryota; Metazoa; Chordata; Actinopteri; Cyprinodontiformes; Poeciliidae
Source: RefSeq, a predicted model, not a curated record